Messenger RNA from Varanus komodoensis (Komodo dragon), 1106 nucleotides. RefSeq names its product leucine rich adaptor protein 1 like (gene LURAP1L). The transcript has 2 exons. Gene Ontology annotation, biological process: positive regulation of canonical NF-kappaB signal transduction. Lineage: Eukaryota; Metazoa; Chordata; Lepidosauria; Squamata; Varanidae. The record is from RefSeq and is a predicted model, not a curated record. Bases 96 to 740 code for a protein of 214 amino acids.
GUGCGGCUGAAGGCUUGGAUCUCGUCUUCGCCGCCGCCGCCGCCGCCGCCGAUCGCAGCUCCCUUAAUCCGAAAAGCCUGCUUGAUUAACAAGCCAUGGAAGACUGCGCCCUGCUGCCAGAUCUCCGAGACAUCGAGCUCAAGCUGGGGCGCAAAGUCCCCGAGAGCCUGGUGCGCUCCUUGCGGGGGGAGGAGCCGGCCGUCGCCCGCGACAGGGAGAAGGACCGCGAGCAAGCCGGCGGCGGUCCUGGCGCCACCGGCUUCUCCGCCGCCCUGGUGCCCCCGCGAGCCGCCAUACUCAGCGGCAACUCCAGCGCCCUGGAGAGACUGGAGACCAAACUUCACCUCCUCAGGCAGGAAAUGGUGGAUCUGCGAGCUACUGAUGUCAAGCUAAUGCGACAGCUACUGAUCAUCAACGAAAGCAUUGAAUCAAUUAAGUGGAUAAUGGAAGAAAAAGGAGCCAUUACCAGUAGGGGCAGCAGCUUGAGUGGAAGUCUCUGCAGUUUGCUGGAAAGUCAGGAGACCUCUUUGAGAGGCAGCUACAACAGCUUGCAAGACUGCAGUGACGGACUAGAUGGAAUAUCUGUGGGGAGUUACCUGGACACUUUGGCCGAUGACAUCCCAGGCCAGCGCACUCCUUCGGACAUGGACCAGCUCAGUGACUCUUCUUUCGUAGAUGACCCUCAGUCCCUACAUAAACAUAACAAGAUUGAGUCUGACGAGUACUACUGUUUUGGUUGAUAAGAUGAAACUUUAGAAGAGACACAUGUGCACUUGUAUUUAUGAUUCUUCUAUGCUGCUAUUUGUUUUAAGCAUUUUUAAAGCACCUUUAUAAAAGAUAACCUAUUUUAAUUAAAUCUGCUUAAGUCUAUCUCUCUGCCAUCACUCCUAGAUUUCCCUUGCCCUCCGCUCCUGAGUGGUUUUCCUCAUCUUUUCGUCGUCAUAAUUUAUUGCUGUGAUUUCUCUGUUCUCUUUUAUAAUACUAUUUUUGAUUCUUUUUUUAAAAAAAAUAAAGGUGAGGGAAAUUAACUUGAUCUUCAAUGCAAAGCGUGAAAAUGAGGAUUUACUGAAUUUUACACUUGACUGACAAUAAAUCACUUUCUAUUA